CCCGUGUAGACGAAUCCACGUCGCUCCGCGUCCCACCCCCAAUACAAAGAACACCUCAGUAUUGUAAAAAAUCUGUGAUGUAUUGAUUAAUUCCAACGUUUCCCCUACGUUUAUGGAUUAAAGCGUUAUUAGUGAAGUGUUUAAACUAGUGUUCAAACGUUUUAAAACACGUAUUCGAUCGCUUUCGAGCGGCCACGUACCAUGGAAUUUUGCUUUAUCGAUGAAUAGAAUCUUACAGCGGACAAGAAAUAUGGUGGACUCGCAGCGUUGAAAACGGAUUUGGUUGUGUUUUAUGUGUAAAGUGUUGUGUUUUUAACAUGGAAAAAGCAAGAUAAUGUGUCUGUGCACGGAUUAUGGAUCGGUAGCGUCAGAACGGAUGGAUGCUAAAUAAUAUUUCGAUCGGAUAAUGCUGUGGUGAACUAAAGGCUACAGAAUGGUGUCCCUCGGAUAUCUCGGGCUGCGCCAAACGCCGUGGACUGUCAUCGUACUAAUAUUCUUCGUAGAAAGCGCUAUGGGGAACCUCGCAAAGAGUUUCUACAUCCAUUGGAACACAACUAACAGCAUAUUUAGAAUAGACAAUACAGAUCACGUCUUCGAUCUGAAUAAUGGCAAUCCCCAAUUCGAAUACGACCAAGUUAAUAUAAUAUGUCCUGUAUAUACUCCGGGGACUUUCGAGGAGGACACGGAGAAAUAUAUAAUAUAUAAUGUGAGUAAAGAAGAGUAUGAUACGUGUAGGAUAACUAAUCCAAAUCCACGUAUAAUAGCUAUAUGCGACAAGCCGCAUAAGCUGAUGUUUUUCACUAUAACGUUCCGCCCGUUCACUCCUCAACCAGGAGGCUUAGAAUUUCUGCCUGGUAAGGAUUACUACUUCAUAUCGACGUCUAGUAAAGACGAUCUGCAUAGACGGAUCGGCGGGCGUUGCCUGAGCCAUAAUAUGAAGCUGGUCUUUCGGGUGUGCUGUAAGCCUGAGGAGCAGUCGCGUCCCCCGCCGCAGCCUACCCCACCCCCGCCGCCGCCCCCGCCAUCUACCACAACAACCACGACAACAACAACAGUGAUGACUACUAUUAAGCCUAAGAAGACGCACAAGUACGACAAGACGCCUAACGAGGUUGUUAAGAGCGAGGAGUUGAGUUAUUCCCGUGGGGCGGCGCUGGCGUCUUCGCUAGCUCUAGCUCUGGCUGCGAGUGCUGUUUUAGCGCCACUGGCUCGGUGAAUGUGCGCCCGGACGCGUGCUCCGCGCCCAGACCUCCUCGGAAAACCAUGCCCUGCUCACACCACGCAACUGCACACGCUACAUCUCCGCCCCGACUCCCUAGUCUACUCGUGAACGGUUUGUGAACAGUGAACACUCAACGUGAUUAGUUUAAGUGUAUUGGGCCUACUAAUUAAUCUAUAAUACUGAGCUAGUUAUGGACUCAUUUAAAUAUAUAUAUAAUGUUAACAUGUAUAAUGGUAAAAUAGGUUUCUUAAACCAUUAGGUAUAAAAUGCAUUUUUUUAUAUUUUCAUUAAUGCAAUGAAGAUUGAUUACGACUUAGAAUCGGAUAGGGAUUAGGACGAAUUAGGUAGUUUGUAUUUAGUUCGAAAGACAAUUUUUUUCCUGAAAAAAUAUCUGUUAGAAAUUAUUUAUACGAAAAAAAGGGGGCAAGUUAUGAAAUUGUCCAGAAAUACUGUGAUUUUGGUUUUAUUUAGGAUGUAAUUAAAUCAUUAUGCUUUUAUUAUGUGAUAUAAGUCUACAUAUAUAUUGAAAAAUGCAAAUUUUCGCCUCAGAAUAUACUUUCUUUAACGACUGAUUUCGCAUUUCUGCUUUUUAUAGAUAAUUUUAAACGAGCCAACUAGUAAUAACUGCCUUGCUCGAUAUAAAACUAAUUUAACAACAAAAGUCUUGCCAAAACACCUAAAAUAAUAAUCAAGACUUAAAAAAAUCAAUGGUUUUAUCGUUGAUAUUCAUGAUUCCACAAUUAUAAACUGUUUGGGUGAAAUCUGUCAUUUGAGUCUACAAUUCUCUUAGAUAGAAUAAUUUUCUUAUAAAAGAUUCUGUCAAAGUAACAUGAUUUUCUUUGAUACAGAACCUUAAAUAUGAAAUGACACAAAAAUCUCUAGAAUUCUGCAAAUCAUUUUCAAAUAUUUGUACGAAAUUAAGAAGAUGAAGACUCAUUUGAAGCUGAUUGAGUUUCACAAACAAAUUGUGGAAUUAGUCCAACAAUAUGACAAUCGAAGAUAGCAACGAUUCUACAGUCUCAUUUUUGUAAAUUUUUACAACCCUUGCAGAAGUGGGACUAUCAAAAUCAUUGCAAAUUUUUAAAGGUUCAUAAAAAAACCAUUGACAUGGAGAUACAGCAUUUAACACACCGUGCCAUGAGUGUGUUGACAGACAAACAUACAGAUAGUCAAAUAGUCGAAUAGUUCAAAUAGUCCGGGUUCAGUUAGCCAUACGCAACUAGACAGAUAAUUUAGGUAGAAUUUAAGAACGGAACUGUUGGAUUUUAAACUAUACUAACUACAUUACCUGUUAACAUAAUUUAAAGAAAUAUAGGCCUAAAAUUACCAUAUUAGAGUCUGAGCGAUAUACUUAACUCUGAGCAUGGUUUUGCAACGAAAAAUGUGGCAUAUUUUGAGAAAAAAUAACAUCUACCAUGCCACUUCCAUAAUUUACUACCUACGUAAAAAUCAGUGCAAAAUUAAUUUCACAGACUUCUUACUAGGUUAGUUAGUUACAAAAACGUUAUUUUAAUAAGUGAGAUAUUAAACAUAACUAAAGUAGGAUGACAAUUUCUAUCAGUAGGUAGGAACUAUAUUUCAACUCCCAAAACUGCAUAAAUAGUACAAUAAAACCUAGAAUUUUAAACAAAUGGGAACUAGAAAAUCUAAAAUAAAAUUUAAAAAAACUAUCUGCUUGAAACUCUGUCACAAAAUCCAAAAGAUGUGACUUUUAGAGUCUCGGAGAUAUGGAUUUAACUAGUCUCAUAAAAAUACCAGGAAUGGUAAGCCUCUUUCAAAAUUUUACUACGAGAGAGUCUGUUAAAUAUAUAUGUAGUUAUAUCUAAACAAACUAUAAAAUCUGUUUUAUUAUGUCAAUUUAGGCUAUAGACGGCAUUUGGUCUGUAGAAAUCAUCAAUACAUUAAAACAAACAAAUCUACGAAUUUGAAAAUUGACACAAACAAAUUUGAUAAAUUCAAUAUUUUCUCGGUUGUUGGGCCAUUUUUGGUAAAUCUUUGAAUGGUCAAAACCAAUUUCAUUUAUAUUUAUUUAUACAACCAUCAGUUAUUGCGAUUUUAAGUAGUGUAGUCACAAAAUGGGCUUAUGCUAAUUUUAUUCAUUAAAAAUCGCCUAUUUUGAAUACCUAGUUAUUGAUAAUACUAAAUUUUAAUCAACGACUACUUAAAAAGGCCUAAAUUAAAUUUCCACUUUAUUUAUAUCUGUCAUAUUCAUUUUUCUUUACAAGUGUCACUUACGCCAAUUGUCUGUUACGACAAAACGGGGACCCGAACCCACGACCUAUGCUUGCACUGGGCCAACCGGCCAAACCCGUUACUUGAUUACAGUUAUUUGCAUUGGCCGCCAUCUUGGAUUUAGGGUGCCUUAUGAUAAUACUUUGGAACUCAAUAUCUCUUGAUCAGAAUGGCGAUUUAUUUCUUGAAAAUAUAGACCUGUCGUAUAAUUAAAAGUUGUUUUAAAUUUUAAACUGAUAUUUUCAUGGCUGGCAUUUUAUUUGACACAACAAACAGACAUCUAUAAGCUUUAGGGCUAUAAACUAUUUAAUCGGAAAAUUUUGUAUUUAUUUAUUUUGGACGAAUAAAAAAAAACAGCAUUAUAUCAGGUAACUUCUUUUUCGAUUUCGUAAAAAAAAGUCUACUAAAAUCUUUAAAGGCAUUCUCCAGAAUAUGCAGUUAAUAUAAUUUAUUGAUCCCCAUAUAAUCAAUUCAAUAUGAGACAGCAAAACUGACAGACAAAGAUAAAUGGUCCUCCAGGCCGUUUUUGACCCAUUCACAAAAGGAAUGGUAACAAUUAUAGAAGCAGGUAGAAACGUCCAAGAAAUUUGAGAAGAGCCCAGCAUUUGUAGGUUUAUUACUCUAAUUUAAAAAGUAAAAGUGGGACUCGAUGAAAUAGAACGGGAGUAUCCAAUUACAUCGGACAUUUUGUUUUUAAUUUGACAUCGUAAAACUAAUUGAAAACCGAGUUUUAAAAGACCUAUUUGCUAAAGAUGUAAAAGAAAAUAGCAAAGAAUUUAAAAAUAAUUUUGUGGUUUUUAUAGCUGUGUUUUGUGUUUAUACUUUCUUGAUAAGCAAGUAUAAUUUUGCACCUGAUGGUAUAAAUGCUAUAGUGGCUUAUAAACGCAACUAUGUUAGUGCCAUUUGUGUUGCCGAGACUUCAAAAACUUGUUUAAUCCUUUUUCGUAGAAGCCCAUACGUGUCUCUCGAGAAGCUUUUUUUACAUAUCUCAAUUUCUUACAUAUUUUCACACGAAAUGAUUUCGCUUACAGUAAAAAUCUACUGUAAGAAAAAUUCUUUAAGAAGAAAUGUUGUAAGUGAUGACAUAUUCAUUUUAAACGUUUAAUGAAAUGAUAUGUCAUUAAUUUACAAGAUACACAAGAUUUAUAACACGUAGAUUAAUGAGAAUAAUCAAAUUACGUUUAUUGGCUUCAAUAUACAGUAUAAAAAUGAUUAUAAACAUUAAUGGAAAGUACCUAAUAACUAUUAUCAAAUAAAAGUGUGCUUGUCAUGUUAGAAUUUAGAUACAAAGAAAACAACACAAAAUUUUCUUUGUAACUGAAUGAUUCAUGAGAUUUAUUUAAAUUAUUCACACCUAUUAUAAUUUUAAAAACUUGGCUUAGUUAUGAAAAUACUAUUCAGAUUUAUACAAUAUUCUAACACCAAUUGCUUAUAUCGUUAUAUAAUAUGCAAAAUUGUCGUAACCGCCAUUUUAAAAUCGUAAAAUCCAAACCAAAACUUCGUCAAAUUUGUUAAAACAACCUGAACGCUGACAUUGUCUUAAUGCAUUGUGUUCUAAACACAGCAUUAAUGCUCUUUUAUGGCCCCAGGCUAUUAAGCUUGCUUACCUUCUGAGUGGAUCUAUUUUCAUUUCAAACUAAACAAAAAUCUUGCAAAACCAAAACGUGGUAACUGACAUUGCUAAGGCAGUCAUUUACGUCAUUUGAAUUUUUGUAUGUUUGUAAAAUUUUAAAAGGAUAGUCAAGAUAUAUUUUAUGCUAACAAAAGUUUUGGAAUUUUGGUAUAAAGGUCACCCUCAAUUUUAGUGAAGGAACAAAACAAAUUGAAGCAAAUUAAUGGAAAUAUGUAGUUAAGACGUUCUGGAUAUUUUUAGUAAUUUGACAGAACAGGUAGAAUCAAUCUAAUCAAUUUACGCUUGUCUGGAUAAAGUGUGAGACGGUCAAUUGGCCAUCUUAAAGUCAUAAUUUCAUAGAAAGAAAACUUUGUGAUAACAUUUUCAUACUACGUCUCUGAUAAGCUUUGCGAAGUUAUUUUGACUCAACUCUAGACUACUUAGAAUAAAACAAGUUUUGCGUUAACUACAACGAAUUUUCAAUAUAAGUUACCUAAUGCUAAUAUUGAAUGUGAAGAUUUCUAAUCUUUUUGAAAUUCCCAAGACCUACUCAAAUAAAUUUACCUAAAUUGAAAACUUAGCAGACUAUUUUUCAAUUUUACUUACAAAUUGAAUAUUACGCUACGCAAACAUUUAAAAAUUGUUGAAUUCUUCAUUAAAACUUGUUUAUGUCACUAAAUAAACAACUAAACUGUGGAAUGAAUUGUCGCCUGCGGUAUUUCCGGACCGAUACGACCUUCAAAUCUUCAAGA
Leguminivora glycinivorella is the source of this 5818-nucleotide messenger RNA. RefSeq names its product ephrin-A4 (gene Ephrin). Gene Ontology annotation, cellular component: plasma membrane. Lineage: Eukaryota; Metazoa; Arthropoda; Insecta; Lepidoptera; Tortricidae. The record is from RefSeq and is a predicted model, not a curated record. Gene Ontology annotation, biological process: axon guidance; ephrin receptor signaling pathway. Gene Ontology annotation, molecular function: ephrin receptor binding.